AUGCCCGCAACCAAAACGAAAUCAUUUUUGGGCUAAAUGAUGGCUACUAUGGUGCUCCAUUCGAACAUAAGGGUCAUCCAAACGCACAGAAGACCAUCCUUCAGGUGGAUCAGAACUGUGUCCGUAAUUCUUACGACGUCUUCUCUUUGCUGCGGCUUCAUAGAGCCCAGUGUGCAAUUAAACAGACUCAGGUAACUGUUCAGAGAAUUGGAAAGGAAAUUGAAGAAAAACUAAGACUCACAUCAACAAGCAAUGAGCUGAAAAAAGAAAGUGAAGGUCUACGAUUAAAAAUUUUGGUGCUUCGAAAUGAACUGGAAAGACAGAAGAAAGCACUGGGACGGGAGGUGGCCUUCCUGCAUAAGCAACAGAUGGCUCUCCAGGACAAAGGAAGCACAUUUUCAACUGAGCAUGGCAAGCUUCAGCACCAGAAGGAAUCCCUGAGUGAGCUGAGGAAGGAGUGCACUGCGAAACGAGAACUCUUUCUGAAGACUAAUGCUCAGUUGACAAUUCGUUGCAGGCAGUUACUGUCUGAGCUUCCCUACAUUUACCCUAUUGAUUCGAAUGAGCAUAAGGAUUAUUUUGUAUGUGGUGUCAAGUUGCCUAAUUCUGAGGACUUCCAAGCAAAAGAUGAUGGAAGCAUUGCCGUUGCCCUUGGUUACACUGCACAUUUGGUCUCCAUGAUUUCCUUUUUCCUACAAGUACCCCUCAGAUAUCCCAUAAUUCACAAGGGGUCCAGAUCAACAAUCAAAGAUAAUAUCAAUGACAAGCUGACUGAGAAGGAGAGAGAGUAA
Onychomys torridus (southern grasshopper mouse) is the source of this 791-nucleotide messenger RNA. RefSeq names its product UV radiation resistance-associated protein-like. The record is from RefSeq and is a predicted model, not a curated record. Lineage: Eukaryota; Metazoa; Chordata; Mammalia; Rodentia; Cricetidae. Gene Ontology annotation, molecular function: SNARE binding. The transcript has 8 exons. Bases 369 to 791 code for a protein of 140 amino acids. Gene Ontology annotation, biological process: SNARE complex assembly. Gene Ontology annotation, cellular component: lytic vacuole; endosome.